AUGAACAGAAUUCUUGCUGCUCCAAUGGUUGCCGUUUCCACUGCAAAUGCACGAAGACUAGUGCGACUCGUUCAUGAAAUGCCGGUUUUGUAUACCGAAAUGCUCGUGGACAAAUCCUUUUUAGGGAAAUGGGAUGCUAAAACAGUUGUCCAGAUUGCCUCCAACUCUGCACCCGACUUUCUUGACGCCUGUAAGCGUCUUUACAAUGAUUUUGGAUAUGCCUCUUUUAAUUUAAACUGCGGAUGUCCAAGCACCAAGAUUGCGUGCUCUGCAUCUUCCGGAGCUGCAUUGAUGCUCAAUCCAGAAUUGGUAUCUAAGAUCAUCAUGAAUGCCGCAGACUCUCUUCCAAUGUGCUCUUUUUCGCUAAAAUGUCGCACAGGCAUUGAUUACAACGAUUCGUUUGAAUUUUUCAAGGCGUUUAUUGCAAAAAUUGGGCCAUCAGACAAAAUUUCCAUAGAUGUGCAUGCAAGGAAGGCGUGGCUUCAAGGACUUUCUCCAAAACAGAAUAGAACGAUUCCUCCCAUAAAUUAUGACUUUGUAUAUAAAAUUGCGAGCGUCUUUCCUUGCACCUCAUUUUCGAUCAAUGGCGAUAUUAAGUGUGUCUCUGAAAUCGAACACCAUCUUCAAAGCUUUUCUGGGAAUAUCAUGAUUGGCAGAUCUUUGUAUGAUAAUCCAAUGAUUCUAUAUGCUCUUUCUCUAAGCUUGGACAAAACACCUGACCAACUCAAGUAUCAACUGAUCAAUGAGAAAAGAGUGGCGGUUGUGAAAGAAUAUUGUCGACGGAAACACCUCGGUACCAAACCGCUUGAAAAAUUCCAAUUUAUUGGCUCCAUUGAUGGGCAUAUACUCUGGCACCCCAGUUAG
Molecule: messenger RNA, 864 nt
Organism: Mitosporidium daphniae
Lineage: Eukaryota; Fungi; Microsporidia
Product: tRNA-dihydrouridine synthase A
Exons: 4
Coding region: 1-864 (287 amino acids)
Biological process (GO): tRNA dihydrouridine synthesis
Molecular function (GO): tRNA dihydrouridine synthase activity; flavin adenine dinucleotide binding
Source: RefSeq, a predicted model, not a curated record